GUGGGAUUCGAACCUGCAACCUUUGGGUCAGAAGUAGCUCUAACCAGUAUGCUACCGGCUGCCCGUACGUAUUAGUACCUGCUGCUUGUCCGGUGCUGGGUCCUGGAGGUCCAGAGUCUAUCCGGGAAGAAGCAGGAUCGAGGCAGGGUGCAUCUUCUCCGAUGUGUACAUGGAGGCUAUGCCGUUAGGGCACUGUGUUACAUACCUAACGAAUGUCUGAUCCCCACACCAUGUGUAGUACCCUGAAGGCACUUACCCCAAAUUGCCCACCCAGCUGUGCAACGUGUAGGUAAUGUUGUGAGUUGCUUGGAGAAAGGUCUCAGCUAAAUCAAGUAAUAAUAGUACUGAGUGUGCUGUUUCUGUUGCGAUGCUAGAUUUACCGCAAGCAAUUGUUGCGACUGUGUCGGAUUGUCAGUGUGAUGGAAUUUGGUUUUGUUUUCAGCGUGUUACUAAUACGCUUGAAUUAGUCAGGUUGACACCACUGAUGCAACAACACCAAUACUUCUGUCACUAAACACCUGAGAACAUGGGUCGCCGCAAAUCGAAGAGAAAGCCACCUCCAAAGAAGAAGCUGACGGGCAACCUGGACACACAGUUCACGUGCCCCUUCUGCAACCACGAGAAAUCCUGCGAUGUGAAAAUGGAACGCAGCAGGAACACGGGCAUCAUCUCCUGCACGGUAUGUCUAGAGGAGUUCCAGACUCCCAUCACCUAUCUUUCAGAACCAGUAGAUGUCUAUAGUGACUGGAUAGAUGCUUGUGAAGCAGCGAAUCAGUAGCGACUCCUACAACAGGGCUGUUAGACUCACAGUCCAGACGGACUGGAUCCAGCUCUGCUUAAUCCACCAGUAGGUUAGAAACGGACUUCACUGGGUUCGGUUAAGGUGGUAAGAUGAUUCUAUCAAGUAGUUGUAGUCUGAUCAAAACAAAAAUCCUAUGGGAGUGGACCCUUUGAUUCUGUGAGUUGAAUAGUCCUGUUCUACUGCAAAGUAGGUCAUCAGAAGGAUAUGGUCUAUAAAAUUGAUGUUACUCAGUGUGGAGUGAUGUUCACACUGCAAACAAGAAAUGUGAAAAAAUGAUGGAUGUGAAAAGGUUUUUUGUGCAAAAAAAAAUUUCACACAGAAUUAAGACAUAGUUGCCAAAAUGUGGCAGUUUUCGGGAUAAGACCACAGUCCUUCAGCAUCCUCCUUUUGUCAUAGUAACUCUUCCUGGUUUGGACUUUGGAGACAAAUAAAGGUUUGGUUUAUCUUUAAUAAUUUGGCUGUCACAGUAGAAAUAAUUUUUAAUGAACUUCAACAUUUGAAUCUCCUGAUUUUUUUUUUUUUUUUUUUUCCUUGGAUGCUUCUCUAUAUAAAAGGUGCAUAUGUUUCACAUCUGAAAGUACGCCUAUGGUGAAGCUUAUCGUGUUCAGCCCUUUCCGCUGAAGCUUUUGUGUUCUACUUUCAAAGCUCACUAAGGAACCCAAACCACUUCGCAUUGCUUUUAAAAGGACAUCUUUUCCUACAAAUAUUCUUUCCAACCUUUUGUAAUAAAGCAAACUGUGUGGGGAGCAGAACUGAAGUGGUACAUGUCAUUUAAGAAAAGUGUCAAUUAUAAACUUUAUUUUGGGACUUAAACUUCUGCAAGGAAUUCAU
Messenger RNA from Scleropages formosus (Asian bonytongue), 1633 nucleotides. Its product is annotated as transcription elongation factor 1 homolog. The coding region runs from base 527 to 778 and encodes 83 amino acids. The transcript has 4 exons. Gene Ontology annotation, molecular function: RNA polymerase II complex binding. NCBI's taxonomy places the organism in Eukaryota, Metazoa, Chordata, Actinopteri, Osteoglossiformes, Osteoglossidae. Gene Ontology annotation, biological process: transcription elongation by RNA polymerase II. The record is from RefSeq and is a predicted model, not a curated record. Gene Ontology annotation, cellular component: transcription elongation factor complex.